Messenger RNA from Striga asiatica, 1725 nucleotides. The record is from the annotation of a GenBank genome assembly. NCBI's taxonomy places the organism in Eukaryota, Viridiplantae, Streptophyta, Magnoliopsida, Lamiales, Orobanchaceae.
AAGAAGAUCAANAAUCAGAAAACCCUAAUAGCACAUUUCGCGUGGUUGAAUUGGAACAGUGAAAGCUUAAACUUUGAAUCGUUCGUCUUCGAGAGUUCUGUGCUUACAGGCAAUUGGCAAUCGAUUGAAGAUUGUCAGCUUUCAUAGCAAUGGAUUCCGCUAAGCAAAAUCUCGUCUCCGCCCUCUGUAAACACCUCUCUAUCGACCCGAAGCCAUACGCCAGUGACUCGGGCAGAGACUUUAAGAGCCUCUGCGCAAGCAUUUUGACGAAUGAGGACGCUACUAAGCUGACGAAAUGGAUCGAGUUUGCUGACAGUUUUUUGGCGAAUCCCGACUCAAGGAGUAAGGCUCUUGCAGAUUUGAAUGAGGAGUUGGUCACCAAGUCUGUUAUGAUGGGCAAUGGGUUGACGAUAUCUCCUGCUGACGUUAUUGUCUUUUCGGCUGUGCAUCCAUACAUGAUUGGUCUUUCAAGUGCAGAUAAAGGCAAAUUGCCACAUUUGUUCAGAUGGGCUGAUUACGUCCAGAACAAGAAGGAUUUUGGAGAAAUUUUCGAGAAGAUUGUGCAUGAGAAGGCUCAAUUUGUCGCUCCAGUAUCGAAGUCUGUGAAGAAGGUAGAAGAUCCCAGUGCAAAGAAAAUUGUCCAAAAUGCAAAAGAGGCUGGUACUUCAGGAUCAGACUCUAAAGGAAAGAAGAGUGCUGACGCCCAAAAGAAGAAAGUUGAAGAGAGUCAAUCUACUGCAGAGAAGAAGAAAGGUACUGAAAAAGUGGCAGAGAGUAAAGAAGAAGCACUUAGCGUUAGUUUGCUUAAGAUACAGAUUGGUCAUAUUCGCAAAGCAUGGAAACAUCCAUCAGCUGACAGUUUGUUGGUUGAGGAGAUAGAUGUUGGAGAAGCAAAAUGCAGGCAAGUGGUUAGUGGUCUAGCCAAGUUUUGCACUCCAGAAGAACUAACGGCCUUGUUCAAUUUUCUGUCCCAUAUUGCUCCUCAGAACCGCCGAGUGGUACUUAUAACAAACGUGAAACCUGGGAAGUUACGAGACGUGAUGUCAGAGGGACUGGUGUUAUGUGCUUCGAAUAAAGACCAUACAAUUGUUGAGCCUCUACUUGCUCCAGAUGGUGCUAAAGUUGGGGAAUGUGUUACGUUUUCUGGACAUGAUGGCAAGCCAGAAGAGGUUUUAAACCCCAAAAAGAAGCAAUUGGAUAAAAUAACCCCGAAUCUUUUCACCGAUGAUAAAGGUGUUGCCACAUUCAAAGGUGUCCCUUUUAUGACUUCCUCAGGACCUUGCACUUCUUCUCUUCCAAAUGCAAGCAUCAAAUGAUGAACCGAGUUUACGUUUCUUGUGGGGUCCACAAGACUCGAAAUACUCGAGCAAUGUUGUGAACGUGCAAAUUUUAUAUAUCUCGAAACUUGCUCGCAAAUUUUGUUAAAGUUUGGAGUCCUGAAGGAAUGUAAUGUAAUAUCCAUCGACUGUGAAGGGCCAAAAAGUUAUUUCUAAUUUUCAUUGUUGAUUACUGUGAAUUUGUGAUGACUCUUUGGAACUAUGUGAGGUCGAGAUUGAAUUUUUCCAAGUGUUAGUGAAACUUGUUUAAAUAAAUAAAAUUCUGAUUAAAAGAUAAAUUAAAAAUGUAUAGCUUGAGUGGAAGGGAUUAUUAUUAUUAUUUUACAACAAAAUUAAAACUUCUCACGGUAAGUGUUCUGUGGGACUAAUGGAUGGUUUCUAUGGAGUC